Molecule: messenger RNA, 1646 nt
Organism: Lates calcarifer (barramundi perch)
Lineage: Eukaryota; Metazoa; Chordata; Actinopteri; Centropomidae
Product: cyclin-dependent kinase-like 1
Exons: 10
Coding region: 6-1646 (546 amino acids)
Biological process (GO): intracellular signal transduction; protein phosphorylation
Cellular component (GO): nucleus; cytoplasm
Molecular function (GO): MAP kinase activity; ATP binding
Source: RefSeq, a predicted model, not a curated record
AUGUCAUGGAGCGUUACGAGUCUCUGGGUCUGGUUGGGGAGGGCAGUUACGGAACUGUGCUGAAGUGUCGUCACCGAGACUCUGGCCGCCUCGUUGCCAUCAAGAAGUUUGUGGACUCUGACGAUGACAAGACAGUGAAGAAGAUCGCCCUGAGGGAGAUCAGGCUGCUCAGGCAACUGCGUCACAGCAACCUGGUGAACCUUCUGGAAGUGUGGAAGCGUCGACGCCGCUGGUAUCUGGUCUUUGAGUUUGUCGAGCGGACACUCCUGGAUGAUUUGGAGCAAAACCCAAGUGGACUCAACCUGAACACCAGUCGUCAAUACCUGUACCAGAUCUUACGAGCUGCAGCCUUCUGCCACCAGCAAAAUAUCAUCCACCGUGACAUUAAACCAGAGAACAUCCUCAUUUCUCAUGGGGACGUGGUCAAGCUAUGUGAUUUUGGCUUUGCCCGCACCGUGGCAUCACCUGCUGAGGGCGGCGUCUACACCGACUACGUUGCCACUCGCUGGUACAGAGCCCCUGAACUGCUGGUUGGAGACAUUAAAUAUGGAAAGCCAGUAGAUGUGUGGGCUAUAGGUUGUCUGUCAUUAGAAAUGUUAACAGGUCAGCCUUUGUUUCCUGGAGACUCUGACCUUGACCAAAUUUACCACAUCGUCAGGUGUUUUGGUAACCUGACAACUCAUCACCAGGAGUUGUUCUACAGGAAUCCUGUCUUUUCUGGAGUCAAAUUGCCAGAAUGUCAUAGCCAAAUCCCACUGCAGCAGCGUUUCCCUACCAUCACAUCCACUGCCCUAGACCUGGCACAGAGCUGUCUCCAGGUGGAUCCAGAAAGACGCACUCAAUGUUCAGAACUGCUAGAACAUCCUCUGUUCACGCAAGACUCUUUCCAUAUCAGGUUUUUGAAUGAGCUGAAUGCUAAGAUCCAAAAGGACCACAGAGAAAACUCUACCCUCCCCAAAAUAACCAAAAUCCCAAGACGAGAAACGGUUGAAGGGAAUGAGAAAAACCAGAGAGGCAAAGACAAGAAGCUAUUGGAAGAUGUGGAUGAAAAAGCUAAGAAGGAAAAAGAGAAAAAAGAAAAGAAGGAAGAAGAGAAGAUGGAGAAGACAAAAGGAAAGCAGGCUUCAAAGCUUUCUAGAACUAUUCGGAAUACCUCAGAACCUUUCAUGUCCACCAAACAGUCCAAGACAUUAGGUGCUAAGGUAAUCAACGGUGCAGUGAAGGGUUCAGUGGCCAUGCAAAGUAAACCAGAAAAAGUCACCAGUGCAGGGAAUACAGAGAAGCCAAAGCAUCAUGGUGGCAUUUAUAGUCGACUGGCUCAACAGUCUCUGUUGAGCCACAUUACAGCAUCAAUACCAGCACAGGUGUCAGAUAAGAGUCUGAACUGUGAGCGCUCCUUCCUCUCUGAUCGCUGUAACUUUGGUAACAGUGGUGGUGUUUCAGUGGCCAAAAAGAAGUCAGACAUCCAUUUCCCAGAUCUAAGAGGCUCAGUGCUACCAGAGCUUAGAGGACGAGAUGGAAAACACAACAAAAGCAUCACCAAGGAUCUGAGGAAAGACAAACUGCCAGUUCCUUCCAUGUCUCCAUCAGAACCACAGCAGCAUGGACACAACAGUACCGCUAGACACCACACACACACAUCCUAA